AUGGACAGCAAUAACCUAGACUUGUUCUCGACGCUCACUAGCUCUCUUCUUGUGCUUAUCGUCAGUUAUCUGCCUUUCAAAGAAGCCGUGAGGACAAGCAUCCUGUCUAAGCGGUGGCGCAACAUUUGGCGUGAGACGAAAAGCAUAGAGUUUCAUGAGAAAUUCUUUGUUGAUCUUGAAGAAACCGAAGAGAAGCAGAGGAUUCAAAGGAGUUCCUUGUUUGAUUUCGCCAGGAACUUUGUUGCAAGCUACCCACAAGGAGAUAUUCGGAAAUUUGCAAUGGCUUGCUCAAAACCAGAGGGUUUCCUCACAGACAUUCAAAACUUUAUCAUUUUCGCCGUCUCAAGAAAUGUGAGGGAGUUAGAACUCGAAUUCUCGGAUCCUAGAUGGAAUGAAGAUGAUGAUGAUGAGAAUCAUCCAGCAGUAGUUGAAUUGCCGUACCAGGUUUUUCUAAAUGAGGGUCUUGAAUCACUGAAAUUUUUUUCCUGCAAAUUUGAUGUUUCUAGGUUAAGAAAUUUUAAGAUCCUGAAGGGGGUUUCUUUCGGGUGGAUAGAGAUAAGUAUGGUUUCUAUCAAGUUUUUGAUGUUAUGUUGUCCUUUGAUAGAGACUUUGAGUUUAAAGAAGUGUCGGACCAUGCAUCACCUCGAUAUUUGUAUACCAAAUUUGAGGCUGAAGAAUUUGGUUCUUGAUAAGUGCAGUUUUAUUAGAGAUUUCUUCUGGAUUGGGGGACCAAAGUUACGGUUCUUUAAGUACUCAGGCAAAGUUGGUGACUUUCACUUGUAUAAUCAACGUCGAAUGGUAGAGGCUGAUCUUGAUUUUGGAAUGGUUCCUGAAUUUGCUGAAUUUGGUUCUCUUCUUUAUGAUUUCUUGCAAGAGUUUUAUGCUGUUAAAGUUUUGACUGUGUGCAGUGUCCUUCUUCAGCUUAUUCCCCGAGAAGAAGAACCAUUUAGUUUGCGAUUUCCACUUAAUGUCCGCCAUCUGAUCUUGAAAACUGCAAUGCACUCCUUUGAAUUUUAUGGGAUGAGUUUCAUGUUCACAAGCUGCCCAAAGCUUAAGAUCCUUACUUUUGACAUAGGCCCUGCAAAAAUUUUCCCUGAUUAUGAACCUCCCUUUGAUUUAAAUCCUCAAGAAGUUUGGACAAACAACUUAUGGGCCAUCCCACAAUGCUUUGAUAGAAGCCUCGAGGUUGUGAACGUUAAAGGCUUCAGAGGAACACUGGAUGAACUGCGUGUACUGCGAUACAUUAUCAACUUCGGGCGCAAACUAAAGAAGCUGAAUCUCUUUCUCUCCGAGGAAGAAGAAGAUAAUGGACAAAACAGCGAGAAUUGUGUUCAAAAGGUUCGCCACAUUGUGCAGUCUAGAAGCCCUUCACUCAACCUACAAGUGUUUGUCUUCUAA
Molecule: messenger RNA, 1398 nt
Organism: Manihot esculenta (cassava)
Lineage: Eukaryota; Viridiplantae; Streptophyta; Magnoliopsida; Malpighiales; Euphorbiaceae
Product: F-box protein At3g62230
Exons: 3
Coding region: 1-1398 (465 amino acids)
Molecular function (GO): protein binding
Source: RefSeq, a predicted model, not a curated record